Messenger RNA from Penicillium egyptiacum, 1911 nucleotides. NCBI's taxonomy places the organism in Eukaryota, Fungi, Ascomycota, Eurotiomycetes, Eurotiales, Aspergillaceae. The record is from the annotation of a GenBank genome assembly.
AUGGCUCGGUUGAAUGACCAUGCGGCUCCUGCCGAGUCCAUUGAUGCUUUGAAGCGACGAUUUGUGCGACAAAACCGUGAGAUCGCGAGGGUGAAUUCCUUGCAAUCGCUUCGUAUUCGCAGCCUAGAGUCAGAAGUAUCGCAUCUACUUUCGGAGAAUGUGUCACUUCGCGAACAGGUCAUCAAUCUCACCCAGGAAACCGAAAGGCUGGAAGUAGGGAAAAUGCUACACAAUGGAAUAUACAACAUCAAAUCCAAGCUAGAUGCCAAACUAGCCGAGUUGAGCAAUUUGGCGGCAGAUUUGGGCUCAUUACCCCGCAAGGUGGGCAAGCUCUGCGACGAACAGCCCGAUAAGCCAAAGCAGGCGGAGUCCAGACCUAGGACAGAAGACAUGAUGGAAGGCGAAGAUGGCAGGCUCCCUGCCAUUGUUGAGGACAAAUAUUACCCUCGGCGGACGUUGGAGCCGCAAGAUCUCGACAGCCUAAUCCACGACGACCACAGCAUUCUACAAUCCCCACCACAGUUCAGCUUUAUGCCAGAGGAAGGAGAUGCACCCAUCGAACAUUCCAGCCCAUCGCCACUAGAAUCAACGUUCACGAGCCAAAUGAACAAUGAUACACCCGGAGAACGCGAGCCAUCACUUCCUUCAACUCUCGAGACCCGCAAGAAGAAAAAGAAGUCGAGUUCGAUUGUUGCGCCUGAAAUUAGCCCCGCGCCAACAGAUCGGCAACGAAGUCCACCCAUCGAUUCAACACAACAUGCAACAUCGGCUUCAACAAAGCGCAAAUACGUGCCCGAAGACGAUGACAGAUUUGAAUCCAACCUUAAUGUCGACGAUGACGAAUUCCAAUUCACCCGACCCAGCCAUAGCCCCAAAAAGCAAACAACUCCAUUCAAAGAUACACAGCGAGACCAGUCACCCACUAAAAGCCACUUUGAAGUGACAAGAGGAUCAAAACCCCCCGUCCUGUCUAUGCGGAAGGUCCUCGAACCAAAGAGUGCAAACUCCAAUCUAGGCUCUCCCAAGAAGGCCCGCAUGUCUUCACACCAGGACUCUAAGCUUCUGCAAAGUUCCACCAAGGGCGACGAGAAUAACAACUCGCCACAAAAAGUUAAGGAUGUCGAGAAAUUCGGUGGCAAGACUGCCAACCAAAAGCCGCGAGUGUCCAGAAUCGUCUCUUCAAACAAAGAAAAGCGCACCAAUCGCCCUGCCCCUCCCCAGCUGGAAGAGCACCAGCCAGCACUUUCACCGCAUCCAAAUGCAAUGAAGACAGAGGAAGAGUCUGCAGUUCGGCCUUCCCGACGUCGUGGUGCUGUGGUUAGCUAUGCAGAGCCUAACCUACGGGACAAGAUGCGCCGUCCUACCAAGGAAAUGAUUGAUGCUGUUGCAUUUGGAUCGAGAAGGUCCUCCAGUUUCCAGGCACGUCGGGAAAGUUUGGACGGUGGAGGAGAGGGCGACCACACCCAGCCUCAUGCCAGCCUCCCAGCUGAUUUCAGUCUUGCGCAGAGCUCAGAUAUGUUCUCCGUAGAUGGAUCCUCAGAACAGCUGCUAGCAAUGGUCUCCCGGAGAAAACGCAAGGUGUCAUCGAACCCAAAGGACGACAGCGAUGCGGGGAAUCCAAGUUCUGGUCUCAAGAAAGAGAUUGAGGACAGUCUCGCAGAUAUCUCAGCCCAAGUAUCUCAAAAGCCAUUGAAUUCGAGGCGUCAGACUCGACGUCACUCGUCAAACCCCAAAAGUACAACUGCAAACGUGGCGCAAUACGACGUGGACCAGGGUGAAUUGCAAUCCCCAAUCGACUCUCUAGAAGAUGAAGACUCAUUUGGACCGGGACCAAACGGUUCUAUAAUGGACACCAGUGACGUCAGACGUGGCCAGCGCCUUGCUGCAAGGAGAAAAAGCAUGAUGGUAUGA